Molecule: messenger RNA, 1963 nt
Organism: Apis cerana (Asiatic honeybee)
Lineage: Eukaryota; Metazoa; Arthropoda; Insecta; Hymenoptera; Apidae
Product: short/branched chain specific acyl-CoA dehydrogenase, mitochondrial
Cellular component (GO): mitochondrion
Molecular function (GO): flavin adenine dinucleotide binding; acyl-CoA dehydrogenase activity
Source: RefSeq, a predicted model, not a curated record
AACCUGUUUGGCGCUUUCCAUGAGUAGAAUUAACUGGAAGUUUACUUUGAGCCAAACAGAUAUAAUGAUUUCUAAUCGCGUCAGUGCUACAGUCUUCGAUCUCAUCUUUGACCAGACAACACUGAUUUUUAUCUCUUCUCAUUUAUUCAAAUUAUUAGAUUUUCGCUAACAUCAAUAGAUUUUCUCUUAGUGUUAAUUUACAAUUCUUAAAAAUUAUUAAAAUUGAUUUGUAAUUUGUGAUUUAAGAAGUAAAUACUAAAUUAAAUAUGAAUUUAUUUACUCUUCAAAUAAAGCAGAUAUCUCGAAAAAUAUAUAACAAAAAAUAUUUAAGUAAAUGCAUAAUACGAUUGAAUCAUAAUCCUGGGCCUUUAUCUCAAUUUACAGAUGAAGAAAUUUUGAUGAAAGAAAGCGUUAACAAAUUAGCAAAAGAGGAAAUUGCUCCGCUUGUACGUAAAAUGGAAAAAGAAAGCAAAAUAGAUGAAGGAUUAAUACGAAAACUUUUUGAAAAUGGUUUAAUGGGUAUUGAAAUACCAGAAAAAUACGGUGGUUCUGGAUGUAAUUUCAUGACAACAAUUUUAAGUGUUGAAGAAGUUGCUAAAGUUGAUGGAUCUGUGGCAGCUCUAAUCGACAUUCAUAAUACUUUAGUAAAUUCGUUAAUUAAGAAAGUUGCUACGGAAGAACAAAAAAAAAGAUAUCUACCAAGAUUAGCUCAAGAUUACGCGGGAAGCUUUUGUCUUACGGAACCUGGUUCAGGAUCAGAUGCUUUUUCUUUAAAAACUAUAGCAAAAAAAGAUGGAUCCGAUUAUGUGAUAAGUGGAACAAAAAUGUGGAUUUCAAACUCUGAUAUUGCAGAAUUAUUUUUAGUUUUCGCAAAUGCAAAUCCUUCCGCUGGAUAUCGUGGUAUUACAACAUUUUUUGUAGAACGAGAUACACCUGGAUUGACAAUAGCCAAACCAGAAGAUAAAUUGGGAAUUAAAGCAUCGGGUACAUGUAUGAUUCACUUCGACAAUGUCAGAGUGCCCGAAGAUAAUAUUUUAGGACAUUUUGGUCAUGGAUAUAAAUAUGCCGCUGGAUUUUUAAAUGAAGGACGAAUUGGUAUCGGAGCUCAAAUGAUUGGUAUAGCACAAGGUUGCUUGGAUGCUACAAUACCAUAUACAUUAGAAAGAAAGCAAUUUGGGAAAGAUAUAUUUUCAUUUCAAUCUAUGCAACAUCAAAUCGCUCAAGUAGUCACUGAACUUGAAUCUGCCAGAUUAUUGGUUUACAAUGCAGCCAGAUUAGUCGAUAUAAAAAAAGAUGUAAUGAAAGAGGCUGCUAUGGCCAAAUUGGUUGCAUCGGAAACGGCUUUGCGCGUUACUGCAAAAUGUAUUGACUUUAUGGGUGGAGUAGGAUUUACAACUGAUUUUCCCCAAGAAAAAUAUUUCAGAGAUUCGAAAAUUGGUACGAUUUAUGAAGGAACGAGUAAUAUGCAAUUAUCAACAAUAGCCAAAUGUAUUCGUAAAGAAUAUUCAUAAAUAUUAUAAUUAAUUAAGAUUUAUUUUAUAUUUUUUUAACAGUACUUUCUUUUUAUAAUUGUUUCAUUUUUUACUAUUUUGUUUAUUAAUAAAUCUAUAUUAAUCUAAUUAUUGUUUAAAUCCGAAUUUAUUUCGGAUCAUGAGGUAAUUUAAAUCCAACGAGAUCUGCAGUUUCUUUAAUACUUCGUUCACCUUUACCAGCAUAUCGGAUUUUAAUUUCUUUGCACAUACGCUGAGAAUUUAGGUAACAAAGAUACGUUUCUGCUAAAUUUUUUAAUUCUUCUCGUGCUUUACACAAGACUUCAGAAGUUUCUUGAUGAGAUUUUGCUUGUUCUAAAAUAUACUGUAUCAUAAUAUUAUUUUUUGCUUUUUGUUCAGAUGACGCUCGUCGAAUUUCUUGUAUGAGCGAACGAAGCAAUUUUGUGUUUGGUUUCAUCUUUCUUCUAAUCUAU